Sinocyclocheilus rhinocerous is the source of this 1425-nucleotide messenger RNA. It is a transcript of the gene rsph10b, whose product is annotated as radial spoke head 10 homolog B. Bases 1 to 1425 code for a protein of 474 amino acids. The record is from RefSeq and is a predicted model, not a curated record. Lineage: Eukaryota; Metazoa; Chordata; Actinopteri; Cypriniformes; Cyprinidae. The transcript is spliced from 10 exons.
AUGGCUAAAGGAUACAAAAUAAAAAGUCCUAACAGAUCUACACCAGAACCAACGUUUAGUAAAGUGUUAGGAGAGUCCUCCACGUCCAGUUUGCUGUCAGAGUCCGUCGCAGAGCCUGGCGAUGUACAAAACUCACCGCGUUCCACUGUGUGUUCCGCAUCUGCCGUAUCUCUACCCUCCGAUGACCAUCAACAGAACCACGAGCAUGAUCAGUGCCGUAAAGUUCCCAUUCUUCAUCAUAUAAUCGUGGAAAGAUAUGAGGGUGAUAAGAGUGGAGACAUGUUUCAUGGAGAAGGUGUCGCUUAUUUUCAAGGUGGCCACAUUUACAAGGGUAGUUUUUCACACGGGUUAAUGCAUGGCCAUGGUGAAUAUAUCUGGUCAGACGGUUUAAAGUAUCAGGGUGAUUUCAAAUUAAAUGUUCCCAUGGGACAUGGGACUUACACCUGGCUGGAUGGCAGCACUUAUGAGGGAGAGGUACACAAAGGUGUGCGUCAUGGUGUCGGAGUGUAUAAAUGUGCCAAAACCUCUACCGUGUACAGAGGUCAGUGGUAUCUGGGCAAAAGACAGGGGCAGGGGUUAAUGUACUAUAACCAAGCAGCCACAUCAUGGUACAAGGGAGAAUGGGCCAACAAUUGCAGAGAGGGCUGGGGAACGCGGUGUUACCCAUCUGGAAAUGUAUAUGAGGGACAAUGGAGGAACAGUGUUCGGCAUGGAGAGGGAACAAUGAGAUGGGUUCAGUUGGAUCAGCAAUAUAGUGGGCAGUGGGUAAACGGCAUCCAGGAUGGAAAAGGAACGCUCACCUGGUUGCGUAAAAGAGUUCCGUGCUCUCAGUACCCUCGUAUGAACGAGUACACAGGAGAAUUCGUUCAGGGCAAGCGUCAUGGUCAAGGACAGUUCUUUUAUGCCAGUGGGGCUGUGUAUUGUGGAGAGUGGAAACAUGACAAAAAACAUGGACAGGGGAGGUACACUUUUGAAAAUGGACGGGUAUAUGAAGGGGAGUUUAUUAAGGACGGCAUGGCUGAAUUUCCUGCCUUCACUCCUGGCCUAAGUGGAAUUACGACUCCUUUUCCAGACGAGAAUGAUUCAUCAAACAGAGCUUCACAGUCAAGCACAAGCUCCUCGCCGCUUGGAUCUGACAUGGUUUUGAACAUUCAAGCCCUGUUAAGUAGAUUACCUGAGGCCCACAGAGAUCAAGAACUUAAACAGGUGGAAUUUGCGGUAGUGAGACACAUUGGUUUGUUAAGGGAAAUAUACAGCUUCUACAGCUGCCUUGGACGUGAGCAGUCUUCAGACAAAAUAUUCCCACUGACCCACCUGCAGUUCUCUCGCUUUCUCAUGGACUGUAAAGUUCACCAGCAUGGAAGCACAGUAGCGCAAAUGGAUCGUCUUAUCAACGGUAAUGCCUUUGAGCAUAAGAACGUUUAA